AUGAGGAUGAGACCGCUGAGUGGCUUCAUCCUGAUGAGUCUGGCCAUCCUCACCGCCGCCAGACCCAAAGCAGGUCCGGAGCAGAAGUGCCAGUCCGGUCCGGUGGACCUGGUCUUCCUCAUCGACAGCUCCCGCAGCGUCCGGCCACACGAGUUCGAGACCAUGAGGAAGUUCAUGAUCGACAUCCUCAGCACGCUGGACAUCGGCCUCAACGCCACCCGGGUGGGAGUGGUCCAGUACUCCAGCCAGGUCCGCAGUGAGUUCUCCCUGAAGAGCCACGCCAAGCUGGAGGCCAUGGUGACGGGCAUCAACCAGAUCGUGCCCCUGGCUCAGGGCACCAUGACCGGACUCGCCAUCAGAUACGUGAUGAGCGCGGCGUUCACCGCCGAGGAGGGCGACCGGCCGAAGGUGCCCAACGUGGCCGUGAUCGUGACGGACGGCCGUCCUCAGGACCGCGUGGCGGAGGUGGCGGCCGAGGCCCGAGAGAAGGGCGUCGAGAUCUACGCCGUGGGCGUGGCCAGGGCCGACAUGGCGUCGCUGAGGGCCAUGGCGUCCCCGCCCUUCGAGGACCACGUCUUCCUGGUGGAGUCCUUCGACCUCAUUCACCAGUUCGGGCUGCAGUUCCAGGACAAGCUCUGCGGUGUGGACCUGUGUCUGGAGGCGGAGCCUCGCUGUGAGCACCUGUGUGAGAGCUCCCCGGGCUCCUUCCACUGCCUCUGUCUGCCCGGACACGCCCUGCGGGGCGACGGCAGGACGUGUGCAGCCAUUGACCUGUGUGCUGAGGAGAAACACGACUGUGAGCAGAUCUGCAUCAGCUCACCUGGUUCGUUCACCUGCGACUGCAACAAAGGAUUCAACCUGAAGGACGACAAGAAGACCUGCACAGUGGUCGACUACUGCUCCUUCGGGAACCACAGCUGUGACCACCUGUGUGUCAGCGAGCUCAACGGUUUCCGCUGCCGCUGUCGCCGCGGCUACCGGCUGCUGGACGACGGCAGGAGCUGCCGGGCCAUUGACCUGUGUGUUGAGGGGAAACAUGACUGUCAGCAGAUCUGCAUCAGCUCUCCGGGCGUCUUCAGCUGCGACUGCAACAAAGGAUUCAAACUGAACCGGGACAAGAAGACCUGCACAGCCAUUGACCUGUGUGUUGAGGGAAAACACGACUGUCAGCAGAUCUGCAUCAGCUCUCCCGGCGUCUUCAGCUGCGACUGCAACAAAGGAUUCAAACUGAACCGGGACAAGAAGACCUGCACAGACAUGGACCUGUGCAGCACCGUGCAGCACGGCUGUGAGCACCAGUGUGUCAGCACUCUGGGGUCGUACUACUGCGUCUGCCCCGAGGGAAAGCUGCUGCAGGACGACGGCCAAAGCUGCGGCACCUGUAAGUCGGCCAACAUCGACCUGGUGCUUCUGAUCGACGGCUCCAAGAGCGUUCGGCCACAAAACUUUGAGCUGGUCAAGAAGUUCGUGAACCAGGUGGUGGACUCUCUGGACGUGUCGGCUCAGGGCACCAGAGUCGGUCUGGUUCAGUACUCCAGCCGGGUGCGGACAGAGUUCCCUCUCAACAUGUACCACACUGCUGACGAAAUCAAAGCUGCUGUCAUGAAGGUGGACUACAUGGAGAAAGGCACCAUGACGGGUCUGGCCCUGAAACACAUGCUGGAGACCAGCUUCUCAGAGUCUGAGGGCGCUCGACCCUCCGGCCGCAACAUCCCUCGAAUCGGACUGGUCUUCACGGACGGACGCUCGCAGGAUGACAUCACGGAGUUCGCCAAGAAGGCCAAAGAAGCCGGUAUCACCAUGUACGCGGUGGGUGUUGGGAAAGCGGUGGAGGGCGAGCUUCGUGAGAUUGCGUCAGAGCCGGUGGAGAAGCAUUUCUAUUACACCACCGACUUCACCGCCAUCAGCACCAUCGCUGAGAACCUCAAAUUCAACGUGUGCCCAGAGGAGAGCCAGGGAGAGAUCGAGGUGAAGGAUCCGUGUGACUGUGAGAGUCUGGUGGAGUUCCAGCAGGCCACCAUGAGCAGCCUGGAGAAGCUCACACAUCAACUAUCGGUGAUGACGGCUCGUCUGGAGCAGCUGGAGAACCAGCUUCUCUCCAGGAAGUGA
Cyclopterus lumpus (lumpfish) is the source of this 2109-nucleotide messenger RNA. RefSeq names its product matrilin 4 (gene matn4). The transcript has 16 exons. Gene Ontology annotation, molecular function: calcium ion binding. The record is from RefSeq and is a predicted model, not a curated record. NCBI's taxonomy places the organism in Eukaryota, Metazoa, Chordata, Actinopteri, Perciformes, Cyclopteridae. The coding region runs from base 1 to 2109 and encodes 702 amino acids.